ACGCCUGGCUCGGAGCAGUAGCAGCACCGCGGCUGCCGAGGGUUUCUCUGGCCAGUGUCUCUCCCUCUGGUCUACAGCAUGGGGAAUAUCUUUGCGAACCUCUUCAAGGGCCUUUUUGGCAAAAAAGAAAUGCGCAUUCUCAUGGUGGGCCUGGACGCUGCAGGGAAGACCACCAUCCUGUACAAAUUGAAACUGGGUGAGAUCGUGACCACCAUCCCCACCAUAGGUUUCAAUGUGGAGACUGUGGAGUACAAGAACAUCAGCUUCACCGUGUGGGACGUGGGUGGCCAGGACAAGAUCCGGCCUCUGUGGCGCCACUACUUCCAGAACACACAAGGUCUCAUCUUUGUUGUUGACAGCAAUGACCGAGAGCGUGUGAAUGAGGCCCGAGAGGAGCUCAUGCGGAUGCUGGCGGAAGACGAGCUCAGGGAUGCUGUUCUGCUCGUGUUUGCAAACAAGCAGGACCUCCCCAACGCCAUGAACGCAGCUGAAAUCACGGACAAGCUGGGUCUGCACUCUCUGCGCCACAGGAACUGGUACAUUCAGGCCACCUGUGCCACCAGUGGGGACGGGCUCUAUGAGGGACUGGACUGGCUGUCCAAUCAGCUCCGGAACCAGAAGUGAGCCGAACUCUUCUCUUCCCCCCUCACUCCCUCCUUCACCCUUGCUUUCCUCUCAUGUGGCAAAUGUGCCCCUGUGGUGUGAGUGCCAGAAGCUGUCUCCAUGGUCGGUCCCAGUGUGCUUCAUCAUGCUGUACAUGUGCAGACGCAGCCUGCAACCGGGUUUUUAUUUAAUGUAAAUAGUUCUUGUUUCCAUUGAGGCAGUUUCUGGUACUCCUAUGCAAUAUUACUCAGCUUUUUUUAUUGUAAAAAGAGAAUCAACCCACUGUUUAGUACUGAGAAGGGAUUUUAGGCACCCGGGGCCUCUAGGAGUUGCUGUGAGAUCAGCUCAGUGCUCCUCAUCUGGGCUUUAGAUCUGUGUUGAGAUCCAUUUUGGUGGUUGGUUUUUAACCCAAACUCAGUGCAUUUUUUUAUAAUAGUUAAAAAUACAAGGUAAGGAGACACUUGAACACAGAGAAGGGAGAAAUGUGCCUAGUGUAGGUUCUGCAGUAAUGGCUUGAGUCCAGUCCACCUGUGGUCUGUCUCCCGUCUGGAGCGUGCAGUGGGCAGAACCAGCCACAAUACAUUCUGCAUGGUCACUUACAGUCCCUGAUUGGCUCUAUCUCACUGGGUCAUUGCAUCCCAUAGCAUUUGUGCUUGUACCUGUGCUUACACCACUGCCCAGGGAAUGGGGUGGGGGCUGCAGCCACCAUUCACCCCUUAGAGGGACCGCAGCCUUCUCUUGGGUCAGUGUGGGUCAGCAUAGGUGCUUUGGUGGGACCACUCUGGUCAGAACAGGAGCCCCCCCAUGGUCCCCAAGCACGCUCACUUGCUCCAGGUUGCCUGGGUCUCACUAGUAGGAGCGCAGACAGGUGGCCAGUCAUCUUAGAGUCUAGCUCCUCAGAGCCCCUGCCCCGUCCACAUGUGCUUUCACUCCCUCAGCCUGCAAGGAUCAGAUUUGACAUCAAAAACAACAACCUCUACUUUUUUCUUUUGUAUUUUGAUAAACACUGAAGAAGCUGGAGCUGUUAAAAUUUAUCUUGGGGAAAACCUCAGAACUGGUUUAUCUGGUGUUGUGGAACCUCUUACUGCUUUCAAUACACGAUUAGUAAUCAACUGUUUUGUAUACUUGUUUUCAGUUUUCAUUUCGACAAACAAGCACUGUAAUUAUAGCUAUUAGAAUAAAAUCUCUUAACUAUU
Miniopterus natalensis is the source of this 1799-nucleotide messenger RNA. RefSeq names its product ARF GTPase 1 (gene ARF1). Lineage: Eukaryota; Metazoa; Chordata; Mammalia; Chiroptera; Miniopteridae. The record is from RefSeq and is a predicted model, not a curated record. Gene Ontology annotation, molecular function: GTPase activity; GTP binding.